Messenger RNA from Paramecium pentaurelia, 888 nucleotides. NCBI's taxonomy places the organism in Eukaryota, Ciliophora, Oligohymenophorea, Peniculida, Parameciidae. The record is from the annotation of a GenBank genome assembly.
AUGAAUAAUUACUUCCAACAAAAGAAAAGAACUGUCUCACUCUCAAACCCAAAAUCAACAAAAAAACAAAAUACCAUACUCAACAACUCUUUUAAUGAUCGUCGACAACACUUUAUUCAAUCUCUCGACCCUGAAUUUGCCAAUUGUAUUAUUUCUCAUCUCUAUUCAAGGUUUGCUUAAUGGACUUUAUCCUACUCCCAAAUUACCAAGAGAAACUACCAAACCCAUUACUCUAUCCAAGUUUUACUCCUUAUUCUAUAUAGAUUUCUAACCAACAACUAAAGAAUCUAACAUAUUGUUGAUGAUUUCUCACAAUCCCAUUUGCCUAGAGAAUUAUACACUGAAGGUCCUAAAAUUAAAUUAAGAGAAAGAGUUCAAUCAUUGGAAGGACCUCAAUGGACAAGUGAACAUAAACCCAAAUUAAGAAAAGAUCAAGCUGAUCAAGCUAAUUAAUAUAAUAAAAGUAUAAUAGACGAUGCUGCUAAAGAUAUGACCAUGGUCUAUUUUCCAACAUGGAAAACACAUUCCAAAGACAAAUGGAAGACAGACAGAGGAUUUCUAACUACUGUUAAUCCAAAACCAUCAGAACCUCAAUAUUAUACAGAUGUUUAUAUUGAAGGUUUUGAAGUUUUGGGAGAUGUAUCAAGAAAAUUUGAUAAAGAAGAAUUAAAUGGUAAAGAUUUUCGAAGUACUAUUAAAUCAUCCCAUGAACCUAUCCCCUCUAUUUCAAUCAGAAAAGCCAUGUAAGAUAACAUUUACAAUAAAUUAUUCCACACAAAUUUAAACCCAUCAGAUAUCAGUACUAAUACUAAAUAUCCUAAAAUUUAUAAUAAAUCUAUAAGACAAGAGAUUAUGUCUAUUGCAAAAAAGUUAAUCAGAGAUGACUGA